Molecule: messenger RNA, 752 nt
Organism: Culicoides brevitarsis
Lineage: Eukaryota; Metazoa; Arthropoda; Insecta; Diptera; Ceratopogonidae
Product: brain acid soluble protein 1 homolog
Exons: 2
Coding region: 146-664 (172 amino acids)
Source: RefSeq, a predicted model, not a curated record
AUGUCCGAAAACCAAACAAAUCGAAAACAAAUAAAAGUUUUGUCCAUUUUUGUGUGUUUUUCGUGGAAUUUUUUGCAUUUCUGAACGACCAACAGCUACCUUCGAGUACCGAGAACCCGCAUUUAUCAAAGUCAUCCAGUGAAAAAUGGAACGCAAACAAGUUGCUCGAAAAUCCUAUGCCGAUCCGCAUAAACGACAAAAGGUGGCCCACAGUACAAGCGAGGCUAACAGCAUUGACGAGGAGGAAAAGUUACCGGAGACGCCCGUAUCUGACAUCAUAUCGCUCGACGAGGAUUCCAACGAAGAGCCUGUCAAAAGUUCCGACGACACAAAAAAAGCGCCCGAAACGGAGGAACCAACAUCCACAAAUGACGAGCAAGCGAGGCCCGAUGACGUCGCGACAGAAAAUUGCGUCGAGAGCUCCGUGCAAAACGGUGACGCGGACGAGAGCUCAGAAGUAACGUCGGGUGCAGCGGAUUCUGGUGCCGCUGAACGGAGUCUCGACGAACAAACAGAUCCGGAUUCCACGACAAAUACCUCGUUGACGGCGACGGCAGCAGCAGCAACGCCAGCAGUAGAGACGACAACAACAGACGAUGCGGUUAAAGUUACGGAUAAUCCAGCGACAGCGGAGGCCAGCACGACAGCUACCACUGUGGAUUGAUUUUUCUAUCGAAUUUUCUUGAAUUUUCUACUUUUUUGUUAGUAUUUUGGUCUCAUUUUUACGAAAUUUCAAUAAAAUUUAUCGAUUU